GCCAGGAUUCCGGAUUUGCUAAUUAGCCCGCCAACUCUUCAAAAAGUCGCAGACAUUUUUACGGAGGGAUAACAUCGCAGCAUUUGCAUCAGUGAGGCGCUUUCGAUGCACCGAAGGUCGGAAGGUCCCCCCCGGGUCUUCAUCGCUGGAUUCGACGACUUCGACAUGGAUGAAAAUUUAGUGGGAGAAGAUUAUGGAGAAGACGAAGAUGAACGCGAAGAUGACGACACAGAAGAAGAAGAAGAAGAAGAAGAGGAAGGAGAAGAAAGCGACUCCGACGAGGAGACAGAAGAGGAGGAGGAAGGGGUUGGUACCUUGAGGUUGACUCGGCGUAGGGCUUUAUAUGGCGAUGGAGGAGAAACUAGGGCGUCGUCACAAGAUGCGGUGGUUAAUGUGCAAGGUUCUGAGAUUACAGUGGAUGAUGGAGCAGCUGGAAGGGCGAAAUUGGUAGAAAAGUUGGCAGGUUUUAAGGACAACGACAGUGGGGAAGAGCAAGAUGAUUGGAAUAUGAGUGACAUCGAUGGCUUGUUUUGUCCAAUUUGUAUGGAGGCUUGGUCUAGCGGUGGUAACCAUCAAAUCUGUUGUCUGCCUUGUGGGCACAUAUAUGGAAUGUCUUGUAUAAAGAAAUGGUUGGAACGAAGAAAAAGUUCAGAAAAGUGUCCUCAAUGCAAUAAGAAAUGCAAAAUGAAGGACGUCCGGCUGCUUUAUGCAUCUCAACUUCAUGCGGUGGAUGAAAAACUACAAAAGAAAAUUCAAUCACUUGAAGCUAAGUGUGCUUCAUUGGAGAAAAAGUGUUCGGAUUGGUGUAAAAAAGAAGUUGAGUGGCAUCGAACAGAAGCUGAUUUACAAAUGCAAGUUUGCCGAUUAAAAGAGAGGAAAAAUAAUAUGGAUGGUUUGUCUAGAGAAAUGCAAACAUCAGAACUGUACACUUCAGGUAGUAGUUGCAACCAUGGUUGGCAUGGCUAUUGCAAUCACUUUUGCUUGAAGAAAGAGAUGAAGAUUGAAGGUGCUCGCUUUUUUGACAUUGAUGUUUCCAGUCAAAUCCUCAUCAUUGCAAGAAGGCUAUCUGGAAUUGGGGGAGUACAUGUUCUUACAAAAAUGAGCUUGUUUUCUCAACAUGAAAAACAAGAUAUUGAACUUCCCCUGAACACAAAAGCGAUCAAAGACAUUCACAUAUCACCAUAUGACAGGCUUGUGCUUCUGGCUUCUUUGGGGAAGAAACUAUCAGUUCUUAGUACGGAAAGCAACAAUACAAUAUUAACAUAUGAUUUACCGGCUGCUGCUUGGUCUUGCUGUUGGGAUGCUAACAAUCCAUACUACAUAUAUGCUGGUUUACAGAAUGGGAUGAUUAUGGAGUUUGAUAGGCGUCAAACUAUGAGAUCAGUGGAGUGCAUCGAAGGGUUAGCAGUCAAACCUAUUCAUACUAUGCACUCUGUUUUAAAUAGUCCAGAACGUGGUUCUGGUUCAAGAAGAAGCAUAUUGAGUGCAUCUUCAGUUGGACUGUGUCACUGGAACUUUGGUGGCAAUGGGCAAAGGCCAAGUCUAAUUCCUCAAUCAGAGAAUCAAGGAGUGUGUAUUUCUCUUGCUUAUGCAUCAAGAACUAGUAACAUUGUUGCUUCAUUUCGUCCUAAAGUGGAGGUAUCAGGCAACACGGUAGUCGCUUCUCAAACAACGCUUUCCCCUUCUUCUGCCCAUACUGACGUGGCUGUACAAGGCUCUCAUGUUGUGUAUAGUAUAGAAAGCAGCGGUUAUCACAAGGUGGGCACUUCUUUUGCCAAUGUCAGCAGUCUCCGUUUCCCAAAAUCUACCAUAAUAGAAAGAGACCAUCUAAACAAGGCUUUGUUUGCCUGUGGUGACGAAGCGUCGUGUGAACUGGUACUUCAAGAGUUGCCUUCUCUGAAUGAUGUUCUGCGUGUCCAAGCUCUUAGAGAUCCAGUUCGCGAUGUGAAGUAUACGCAUGCCACGGGUUCAGGACUGCUGAGUUGUUUGCGCCAGGAUACUCUGCAGUUUUUUUCUGCCAAGGGUUCAUGAAGAAAAAUAGGUUGCUAGAUUCUACUAGAUUGAUCACUCUAGUCUUCAUCUUACAGCUGUACAGAUGACUUGGGUUUAUAUCUGCUACUCAAUUUCUUCUGCCUAAGCAGCGUGUAUUUAACAUUUCUAGAUUGUUGAUUAUUAAGUAGCAUAAUCUUAUGAAUAAAGAUGUGAUUAUGAAUGAUUCAGAAAAUUGCAAAAUGAUCUCGAUGUU
Cuscuta epithymum is the source of this 2245-nucleotide messenger RNA. NCBI's taxonomy places the organism in Eukaryota, Viridiplantae, Streptophyta, Magnoliopsida, Solanales, Convolvulaceae. The record is from the annotation of a GenBank genome assembly.